Molecule: messenger RNA, 2414 nt
Organism: Monodelphis domestica (gray short-tailed opossum)
Lineage: Eukaryota; Metazoa; Chordata; Mammalia; Didelphimorphia; Didelphidae
Gene: HACL2
Product: 2-hydroxyacyl-CoA lyase 2
Biological process (GO): L-valine biosynthetic process
Cellular component (GO): acetolactate synthase complex
Molecular function (GO): magnesium ion binding; acetolactate synthase activity; thiamine pyrophosphate binding
Source: RefSeq, a predicted model, not a curated record
AAUCCCUGGAGUGGGGGGCGUGGCUUGCGUCUUGGGGCGGAGGGCAGACGUGCCCACGCAGGAGGAGAGGGGCUUACCCGGUGUUCGUAAGGCCCUGCCUACUGGUUGGGCCCGGGCGGUAACGGGGCGUGGUGCGGUAGGGUAGGGGCCGGACUUGGAUCCCUCCGGGGGCGGGGGCCUGCUCGGUUCCUUGGGAUUUGAGUCCGCUGGUAUAGCUCGGACAUGGAGGCUAGCUGGUCCUCUGCCUUCUACUACGUCCUCCUGGCCUGCGGAACCCUGGGGACCAUCUCGCUCGGAGUCGCCUAUCGCUUUGGCCUCCUCUACCAGCUCCUGCACCAGGUGGACAAAUCUAGUUCUCGGUAUGGUGGGGAGAAUGUGGCAUCAGUGCUGAAAGCCCAUGGCAUUCGAUUCAUCUUUACAUUGGUGGGUGGACACAUUUCUCCAUUGCUGGUGGCAGCUGAGAAACUGGGCAUCCGGGUGGUAGAUACACGUCAGGAAGCCACGGCAGUGUUUGCUGCUGAUGCUGUGGCCCGGCUUUCAGGGACAGUGGGUGUUGCUGCAGUGACUGCGGGGCCUGGCCUUACUAACGCAGUUACUGCUGUGAAGAAUGCCCAGAUGGCCCAGUCCCCUGUGCUGCUUCUGGGAGGGGCAGCCAGCACAUUGCUGCAGGGCCGGGGGCCACUUCAAGGCAUCGACCAGAUGUCUCUGUUCCGGCCACUCUGCAAGUUCUGUGCUUCUGUGCACCGGGUACGUGACAUCAUCCCUACUCUUCGGGCUGCACUUGCUGCUGCCCAGUCUGGUACCCCAGGCCCUGUAUUUGUGGAGCUUCCCAUCGAUGUGCUCUACCCUUACUUCUUGGUGCAGAGGGAGGUGAUGCCCUCCAAGAGCAAACCCCCCAAGAGCCUCAUAGGAAAGCUUGUCUCCUGGUACCUGGAGAACCACUUGGCUAAUCUGUUUGCAGGGGCCUGGGAGCCACAACCUGAGGGCCCCCUUCCCCUGAAUAUUCCUCAGGCCUCUUCCCAGCAGGUUCAGCGCUGUGUGGAACUUGUGAGUCGAGCCAAGAAGCCCCUCUUGUUGCUGGGAAGCCAGGCCUUGCUGCCCCCCACCCCAGCUGAGAGCCUCCGAAUUGCAGUGGAGUCUCUGGGUAUCCCUUGCUUCCUGGGAGGGAUGUCAAGGGGACUUCUGGGCCGGAACAGCCCCAUUCACAUCAGGCAAAAUCGUCGUGAUGCACUGAAGGAGGCUGAUGUUGUCAUCUUAGCAGGUGCUGUGUGUGAUUUCCGUCUGUCCUAUGGCCGUGUCUUAAGCCACAGCAGUAAAAUUAUUGCUGUCAAUCGUGAUCGUGAACAGUUGUUGCUCAACUCUGACCUCUUCUGGAAGCCUCAGGAAGCAGUGCAAGGGGAUGUAGGCUCCUUUCUGCUAAGGCUAUCAGAAGGGCUCCGGGGACAGACGUGGAACCAAGAAUGGAUUGAGCAGCUUCAAAAGGCUGACCAGCAGAAAGAACAGACCAAUCGAGAAAAGGGAGCAGAACCCACAGCCCACCACUUGAACCCACUUUGGGUAUUGGAGCUGGUCGAGAAGACUCUGCCAGAUAAUUCAGUGCUGGUGGCAGAUGGUGGAGAUUUUGUGGGCAGUGCUGCUUAUCUGGUCCGACCCCGAGGCCCUUUGCGCUGGCUUGAUCCUGGAGCAUUUGGGACUUUGGGAGUAGGAGGAGGAUUUGCACUUGGUGCCAAGCUGUGCCGCCCAGAUGCAGAGGUGUGGGUCCUCUUUGGCGAUGGUGCCCUUGGCUACAGUAUCAUUGAGUUUGAUACCUUUGCCAGACACAAGGUUCCUAUUAUAGCUGUGGUGGGGAAUGAUGCGUGUUGGACCCAGAUCUCCAGGGAGCAGGUGCCCAUUCUUGGCAGUAAUGUGGCCUGUGGUCUGGCUUACACUGAUUACCAUGUGGUGGCAGAAGGACUGGGGUCUAAGGGCUUACUGCUGUCAAGGGAGAAUGAGGAGAAGGCUGAAGAGGUGCUUCAUACUGCCCAGCAGCUGUGUCGUAAGGGCCAGCCUGUCCUUAUUAAUGUUCUCAUUGGAAAGUCGGACUUCAGGGAUGGUUCCAUUUCUGUGUAGGAGGACUUAUUAAUCUAUCACCUUGUGCCCUGAUCACCCUAUGCCACCUGUUAGACUCAUUUUGCCUUUCCCCCUUUUUCAGAGGGUCCUGUUUCAGACAAUAUAAAGAGUGGGAAUGGAAUAGUGGGAAGGGAGGAGGACACCUGAGAAUGGAAUCCAUUCUUAGAGGUGUGCCCUGAGGUGGUAAGCUCAGUUUCUCUCACUAGAUUGAGUUGAAGCAGCCCUGGAGGUGAUCAUGCUCUCUUUUCCUAUGAACCUUGGUUCAAUAAACAUCUCAUCUAGGCCAUUGGUGGCCCAAGGAUUCA